UGACCGGGAGGAGAGGAGUGAGGCAUGCAGCAGUCAUUUAGUCAAUUGUUUUCCCUCUAGCUCACUACCGUAUUGUACCAACCAAAGGAUUGUUAUCACUAUACUCCGUCUGUGAGACGUGCAAAGCCUUUUUUCGCUGUUUUUGAAGACACUCAAAAUCCUGAUUCAUUUGAAAAGGAGAUUCCUGUUUUUUUCAAACCUUCUUAUAAUUCGUGGGUGAUAUUCUGAUCCUGUCCUAAUCCCACUUUGGCUGCUGUUGUAUGUGAGUACUGGCGUGGUUAAGAUUGGCUUGCUUUUGUGCCUCUGCUGCCAAUUUUUUUUUUUUUUUUUUGGAAAAGGGACCUCUGUAUGAAAAUUGACUUUUAGUGGAGCUCAAAAGGGGGAGGAACCUCGAAAGAUGGUUUGACUUGGAAGAGAGACCGACCUUCUCUUGUGGAGUGGCAUCUUCUCUGUUGCAAAGAAGAGAGAAGUCUUCAGUUUUGAGUAAGAAAAAGGGAGUCUCCCCAAGGUGUUUUUAUAUUCCUUCCUUGGACAAACCAGGAAAAGACAUCAUUCAUUUUGCAAAGAGAGAGCAAGUUUAAGUUUUUGCUUCACUUCAGUUUUAAAAGAUGGCUGGGAUGUAUGGAUGCUUCAAGGGCAGGAACAGUGACAGCGCUGCCAUGGCAUCAGGACCUCCAGAUGUGACGGUAAACCAGGAGCCUGCUGAGGCCGUGGAGGAGUGCUCAGGAAAGAAGAAGUCCAAGUUCCAGACGUUUAAAAAAUUCUUUGCCAGGAAGAAGAGAAAGGAUCCGCCAGCUGUCGGAGAAGACGCCGGGCUUAAAGCCAGCCAAUCAAGCGACAAUGUCAGCAAAACAUCCGAAAAUAACACACUCACUCGAUCGGAGAAGGAUAAGGGCUCUGGGUCAAAGAUCAGCCUGGGUAGCAAAGCCUUGUCACACGACUCUGUCUUUGUUUCGGACUCAUCGGAGGCCAACGAGGCUCUGGGGGCAUCUCAGGAUAGCAUUCAUGGGAAAGUGAAAUCACUGCAGCUCCAGCUGAAGCAGGCCAUCAGACUGGGCUCUCCUCCAUCCCUCAUGUGUGUAAAGAAAACCGAAGAUGGUGGAACCAUGUCCGAGGAUGACGGCCUGCCCUGCAGUCCACCUGAAUACACGACACUUCACACAGUCAUGAAUCAGCCUCAGAGGAACAGCUCGAACAGCAUAGAGGGGAUGGACAGUGAUGACGACCAGCUGUCCUGUGCUGCCUCCAGUAGAGCAGUGAGCCCCCUGGUGGUUCCCGGAGACUUCAGUCAGCCGGCCAGUCCCUUCGGCUGUCUGGAUAACUCUGCUGCCAAACACAAGCUGGGCCUCAGAUACAAAGCCUGUAACAAGAGGAAACCUAUCACUAGGCUGGAGCUGAAAGCAGAGGGAGACUCUGUGGUGAAGAUACUCAACACCUCCAUAACUGAAGCUCCAGUGGAGCUCGAACAGCAGAAGGCAACAGAAGUUGUAAGUGAUGAUGAGCUGAAACCAAAAGUAGAGAAGGAGGAAGACGAACAAGGAGAAGCAGAACAAGAGGAGGAAGAAAAAGAAGAAGAGGAGGAGGAGGAGGAGGAGAAACCACAGCAUUCCAGACAAUCCCUGUUGAGAGAUAAGGAGGAGAGGGAGGAGACAGAGGAUGAGUCGGAAACAGAACAGGAUGUUUCUCACGCCCGGGACACUUCCUCUUCUCCUGAGCUGUGUCUCUCAGAGGAGGAAGCUCCAGAUGCCCAGCCCUCGCCCUCCUCCAGACCCAGCUCCAGAGCCUCCUCUCUGGACAGUCCUGGAGCCACGCCGGAGCCCCCUGCUGGACCAAGAGAGUACUUGCUGGACCCUGUAGGCGUUACUUAUGGAGUGGAGGAGGACAGGGCUGAAUGCGACUUGACGCUGAGAGAAGAAGAUGAUGACGACGAUAUCCAAGAAACCAGAGAGGAGGAGAGCUCCUUCUUACAGGAAGUGCUGAGCUCCUUGAAGACUCCCCUCUCAUCUUGCUCGUUGGGCGUAGAGACCGAGGGCGUCGUCCUGGAGAUAGAGGAGGAAGUGAAGGAAAUGGAAGGAGAAGAUGUCGAGGUAGAAGAAGAAGGAGAGGAGGUGAAGGAAGAGGAAGCAGAGCUUGAUGAGCCUGUCAGUUAUCACGCUGCUCCUGCUGGCUCCCUCCUGUCAGAUCAGACCGCAGAGGAAGAUGAAGAGGAAGAGGAAGAGGUUGCUACUUUGAGUGCUCCUUGUUGUCAAGAUGUCCAAGAAGAGAAGAGAGAUGAAGAAGAGGAGGAAGCAGAGGAAGAGGAGGAAGAGGAACUGGUGGUGGAACGAUUCAGUCAACAUGGUCAAAAAGAGGAAGGAGAGAAGGAAGAGGUAGAAGAAGUAAAGCCAGAGGACCAAAAUGAAACACUUACAGGAGACGCUGUCAACCAGCCAGAGGAAGAGGGAAGAGGAGAAGAAGAGAGUGAGGGAGAGGAGGAAGCGAUUGAGCUGGAAGAGGAGCCAGAAGUGGAAGAGGAGGGACGGGAGAAGAUGGAAGAGGACAAUGAGGAUGUGGAGGAAGCAAAGGAGAGUGUAGAGGAGGCAGAGGAAGCGAUCGAAGAAGAGAAGGACAACACAGAAGAGAUAAUGGAGGUGCUUCCUGGUGCUGAAGGUCAAGAGGUUUCCCUGCAGGAGGCAGAUGAGGGUGUAGAUGUUGCGUUUGGAGACGUCACUGUGUGCACCCAGCGACUCACGAAGGAGGAUGAAAUCCCUGCAGAGCUCGGUGAUCAGGUACUGGUCGCCAUGCAUGAAACUUCUAGUCAAAGCUUUGAAGAGGAGAGGGAAGAGAGAGUGGAGGAAGGCGUAGAGAUCAACCACAUGGUCCCCGAAAUGGACCAAGAGGACGACGCUGAAGAAAACCAACCUGAUGAAGGUCAAAGUGACCAAGAUGUGGAGCAGGACGGUGAAGAAAUAUCCCAUUUAAACACGAAGCAAGUGGAAAAAGAUCAAACUGAAGCUACAGAACAAGCUCAUGCCUCUUCCAAGCCUUCUCCUUUGUCCCUUCCAGAGUCGCAUCACGAGACUCCAUCGCAAGACAGUGGAGCCAUUACUCCCAGUAAGACCAGCACUACCACUCUCCACAUAAAUCUAAUCUCUCCAAGCUCAGAGAAAGUCACAUCUUUCUUUCAACAGUCCCCAACUGCUGCAUAUCCCAACAGCGAGACACCUUCCCAUGCUCUUGCACCCACAGUGCAAAACACAGCAUCCACAGAGGAAGAAGAAGAAGAAGAAGAAGAGGAAGAACCGGCUGACACCGUGGAAACAGUAGAAGCUCUGGGAGAAGAAGCUACACCUCCUACCUCUGUGGAGGAAACAGCCAAGCAGCUGUCCAGUGGUUCAGAUCAGAGCAAAGUCCGGUUCACCAUCGCCCCAGCUUGGCAGAGAUCACUCUCUGUAGAAGAUGUUAAAGAGAGUUUGACUUCUCCCUCUUCCCCACCUGCUUGCACCUCCUCUUUGCCAGAGAUGGAGGCUACAACUAAGAAAGACCCCGAAGUAAAGGCAGAGCCAGCAAGUUCAUCUAAGGUUGAAGUGGUGUUGAGUCCUGGUCGUGGGUGGAAUGCAGGAAUCACGACUGCCAAACCUCAGAGCAAUGCAACAACGCCUCCAUCUUCCAGUAAACCUCAGACCUCAGCUGCUGCAAGCACAGAAGAAAGCUCCGUCGUCGUGGAGGGAAAUCCCGACAAUCCAUUUGGAGUUCGGCUGAGGAAGACGUCAGUUCUGCACCGUUUCAGCUCGGAGGAGGAAAGCCCUGAGCAUCCCACCACCAUCGAACCACCAGCUCAACCACCCAGCUGCAAAGUGGAUGCACCGCAGCCGAUCAGUGCAAAGCCCUCCAUGAGUCAGCCGGUCAGCAGCAAGCCCGCACUGCCUAAGAAACCAGAUGUACAUGGAGACAGUGCAGCGAAAAACAAGCGCAUCUCAGACCCAGCUGCAGCUCGUGGUGUUUCUGCUGGAUCUGAUUCUCCCAGCUGGAUCUCUGUGGCCAAACAGAAACAGAAGAUCUAUAAAGAAAACUCAGUGGAGGAGAUAACUGUCAAGAAGGAGGAACAAGAGAAGAAGAGCCCACUGCCAACGCAUGUCAGCUCAGCUGUCAGCAGGGAGUCCUCCAGCAAAGUGAGUCCAGUGGAGAUCAGUAAGCCUUCUGUGUCUGUAGAAAAGGAGGCCAGGAGGGCUCUGUCUCCCUCAGCUCCAGUACCAUCUCAGCCUCCUAAAACCCAGUCGCUCCCCUGCUCUGUCCUUCCUAAACCCCAGGUUCCCCCUACGUCCGCAAAACCCCAAAGAUCCCUGUCGCCACCUACUCCUGUUCCUGUUGCUCAAAAAUCUCCCUCUUGCACAAACCCGCCGUCUCUCCCCAAAACUGCAACCUCAUCCAAGACUCCACAGGCCCAGAGCACAACAGUUACCUCCCCUCCCUUUUCCUCGAGAACCGCUCCGGAAAAGUCUGCUUCAAGAGCUCCGGGGCUUUCCAGCCAGAACCCGUCCUCCCAGCGAGGCAUGCCUCCCCCAGCACUGCCCCAGGACGAGCCGCCCUGGAUGGCCUUGGCCAAGAAGAAGGCCAAAGCCUGGAGUGAGAUGCCCCAGAUUGUCCAGUGACAGGCACAAGUUUCAGUAUGGUCUAUUACACGAGCCGAGGCUGGCUCAGAAAAAAGAUCUGAAAGGGGGUCAAAUUGGGUCGAGAGUCUGGAUGGGCCAGAAUGCAUUUGCACACAAAGAGUUGCUGUUUUCUCUGUUGUUUUCUUACUUCCUAGUUUCUAAAGAUUGGUACACACCCUCCAAUCAGAACUAAAGACAGGCUCAGUAUAACCGUACAUCCAUUUGUUGUACAUUCAUGUUUUAUAAAUGACAGGGUAGGACCCCGAGAGUUAACACGUCUUACUUGAAGCGGAUCCAUAUUUUUCCAGCAGUCUUAUUAGUUUGUUAUACGGUGCCUGGAUGAGAGAAAAUACCUGCAGUCACACAGCGGAAAAUAUUCAUUUUUAUCUAAAGUAACACGGAUGAAUCCAUUUGAUAUGACUAAACAUUUCAGGGAGGCGAAGAAGGAGACAUUAUUUUAUAAAGAGGAUACUUUAUUCACAGAGAGUUUGUUAAAAGUGACAAAAAGACAAAGUCUUUCUGUCACUGUGUGUGCGUGUGUGUGUGUGUGUGUGUGUGUGUGUGUGUUUAUUUUAAGACAGUGGUACAUGCUCACAUUUUUGAGGAAUGUGGAAAAUAUUGUGAUCAGGGUAAAAAAAAAAACGGGAUAACAUCCAAGUUAAGCUGGAGAAAAAUUUGCUGAACGAGCUAGUAGUUUUUGGUCAAAUUUGCUGAUCCACAGUUCUUCAAGCUGCCAUCUGUGUAUCAAGUUCUUCAGACAAAUAUAUUUCUUGUAACAUAAUCCACAGACAUCAAGCUAAUUACGUUUAUUGUGUUAGCAAGUGAGUGCUGAGUGUGUUCGACGUGUUCCAGGUUGUCAAUGUAAAUUAUAUUUUUAAUUUUCUCUUUUGAUAUUUUGAAUACCGCAGAUUAUCUGCCCGCAUCCUACAGAAAUUAUCUCCGAAAGAGUGUCCAGGAAUCAAGAAAAACUAUCAUCGUAUUGACUUUCAGUGUGCUGAAAUACUUUCCAGUGCACUGUUUCGUUGAUGCCGUGUCGCGGCUUGUAAAUGAAAUCAAUAAACCGCUAAACGACCACUUGGAGACCGGUUUGCUGCAGGAUGCAAAGCAUCGCUAAAGGAAAGCAAGUUUCACAGCGGGAAGUUUCCUUUGUAUUAAUGAAAUCUAUCUAUCUUACAGUAACUAUAUAUGUUUUAUGCUUUCUGUUUGAUUUUGUAAUGCCUUUUGAGAUUUUUUUCUUGUACAUAAAAUGUGCAGUAAAGAACAAAUAAAAUCAGUUUUUUCUGUG
Messenger RNA from Larimichthys crocea (large yellow croaker), 5916 nucleotides. RefSeq names its product probable serine/threonine-protein kinase kinX. The coding region runs from base 609 to 4631 and encodes 1340 amino acids. The record is from RefSeq and is a predicted model, not a curated record. Lineage: Eukaryota; Metazoa; Chordata; Actinopteri; Sciaenidae. The transcript has 16 exons.